GCGGACUCCCAUCAAAACCAAGAUGGCGCCGAAGCGCACAGCCGGCUCGGUCUGGCUCGGUGAGUGACGGACACACGGAGGAGGCAGCCCGUCCAACUGUGAGACUGUGAGGCAAACCGAAAUAAAACAGCAAUCCCCAUUCAACCCUCAGCCAUGCAGCCGCACCGACAGCCCACCAAGUGAAGUUCACCGUGAGCCGAUUUAACGUCCAUAAGCGGAGGGGAGUUGGCGGGGAUGGGAAAUGAUGGAGGACAAAGGCCCCCGUGUAGCCGACUACUUUGUGGUUGCCGGUCUGACGGACACGUCCAAGCCCUUGGACCAGGAGAUCCACUUUGAUGAUGUUUGCCACAAGAUGGCCAAGCCAAAAGCCCCCAUCACUGAUGUGGCAUUGGUGAUCCGCUCGCUUGGAGAGGAGGUACCUCCUGGGUUCGUUUGCAUAGAGGCCACGCCGACCGGACACUCAGCCGAUCUUAACAACGGAGGCCUCAUGGCGCCUCAGAUCUUCCUGUGCUACAAGCGAGGCCGGGACAAACCGCCGCUCACUGAUCUCGGAGUCCUGUAUGAGUGGAAGGAGCGACUGAAACAGGGCUGCCAUCUCAUCCAGACCACGCCCGCGGGUCGACCCGCAAACAUCAGCAGUAACUCCUCCCAGCGAAUCUACAUAACCUACCGCAGAGCGCCCGACAGCCAGCCCCACGCUUCCCUGGCCGUCACUGAUAUCUGCAUCAUCAUCCCCAGCAAGGGGGAAACGCCACCACACACUUUCUGCAAGGUGGACAAGAACCUCAAUAGUAGCAUGUGGGGCUCCUCUGUUUACUUGUGUUACAAGAAGUCUGUGGCCAAAACUAACGUAAUCGCCUACAAAGCAGGCUUAUUCAGCAGAUACCCAGAGGAGGACUACGAGUCAUUCCCGCUGCCGGAGUCAGUCCCUCUCUUCUGCCUUCCCAUGGGGGCCACAAUUGAGUCCUGGCCAGCAAACACCAAGUAUUCCCUCCCUGUUUUUUCCACCUUUGUCCUCACUGGAGCCUCUGGAGAGAAGGUUUAUGGCGCCGCCAUCCAGUUUUAUGAGCCGUACCCACAGGAGUGCCUGACUGAUCAGCAGUUCUCCCAGUUGGGUCUCCAGGGUCCAGAACAAAGCAAAUUAUCUCCAUCCAACUCUGCAGCAGACAUCUCCAACACCACUGAAAACAGCACCGCUAAUGCCAGCUCUGUCUUCACCAACAAGUGUAUCUGCCUGCUCUCACACUGGCCCUUCUUUGAUGCUUUCCGCAAGUUUCUCACAUUCCUCUAUCGAUACUCCAUCUCUGGCCCUCAUGCGCUGCCCAUUGAGAAGCACAUCUCUCACUUUAUGCACAAAGUUCCCUUCCCUUCUUCCCAAAGGCCCCGCAUCUUGGUGCAGCUUUCUCCUCAUGACAGCCUGAUGUUGAGCCAGCCAGUGAGUUCUCCAUUACCGCUCAGUGGAGGAAGAUUUUCCACACUGCUUCAUAACCUCGGUCCAGAGAACGCCAUCACCUUACUUGUUUUCGCUGUGACUGAACAUAAAAUCCUGGUCCAUUCUUUACGGCCCGCAGUGCUGACCAGUGUCACAGAGGCUUUGGUGUCUAUGAUCUUUCCCUUCCACUGGCCUUGUCCUUACAUCCCGCUGUGCCCCCUGGCGUUGGCUGACGUGUUGAGCGCCCCGUGUCCAUUUAUUGUUGGAGUGGAUUCUCGCUACUUUGACCUUUAUGACCCUCCGCCUGACGUGAACUGUGUGGACCUGGACACAAACACCAUCUUCCAUAACAAUGACGAUAAGCGAGCUCUCACAUGGAAGAUCCUGCCAAAGAAAGCCUGUAAAAACCUAAUGAAUGUGCUGAGUAAUCUUCACCAGCAGCUGGUCGAUGGUCAUUACCGUUCUGAUGGGCUGCUGGAGCUGAGCAUGACUGAUUCACAAGAGCUGAGCGGUGGGAAGACUCUCCACAUGUUGGAGCUGGAGAUCCAGGAAGCCUUCCUGCGAUUCAUGGCAGCUAUUUUAAAGGGCUACCGCUCCUUUCUACGACCAAUCACACAGGCACCCUCGGAGAAAGCCACGGACGCCAGCUCGCUGUUCGACUUACAAGGUUUCCUGAAGAGCCGCGACCGCUCACACCAGAAGUUCUACUCCCUCAUGACUAAGACCCAGAUGUUCAUCCGCUUCAUUGAGGAAUGUUCUUUCGUCAGCGACAAGGACACCAGCCUGGCAUUCUUUGAUGACUGUGUGGACAAACUUUACAACUCAGAACGUGCAGAGAAAGGAGGGAAGGUGGACGGUGAUCGCCCAGAUGAGACCAGGCUGAUAGAGAUUGAUGAAUCCCAGCGCAGCGAGCAUACAGUUUUCAUCACACCUCCAGAGCUGCCGUCUCUGCCUGAUGGGGAGGAAUAUCCACUGUGUUACAGGUAUGAUGGUUUCCCAGUGUUAACUCUGGAACUGUUUGAUCCUGUGGAGGGUCUGCGGACACCCUCCUCCCGCCUUGCCGCCAGACACAGCUGUCCCACCAGUCCUGCCCCCAUGUUCAGACGCACCAAACAGGAGAUAAAAUCAGCUCAGAAGAUCGCCAAGAAAUACUCAUCCAUCCCUCAGCUGUGGUCCAAAUGCCUGCUCCGUCACUGUUAUGGUCUGUGGUUCAUCUGUCUGCCAGCAUACGUGAAGGUGUGUCACUCCAAGGUGCGGGCGCUUCGUACCGCCUACGACGUCCUCAGGAAGAUGCAGGCAAAAAAGCUGCAACCUCCCGAUGAGGUGUGCUACCGGGUCCUGAUGCAGCUCUGUGGACAGUAUGGCCAGCCUGUCCUGGCUGUCAGAGUCCUUUUUGAGAUGAAGAAAGCUGGUGUUCACCCCAACGCUAUCACCUAUGGCUACUACAACAAGGCGGUGUUGGAGAGCACAUGGCCUUCCAGUACCAGAGGAGGAUACUUCCUGUGGAUGAAGCUGAGAAAUGUCCUUUUGGGCGUUGCCCAGUUCAAAAGAGCUUUACGGCGACAUGGACCGCUAACCCAAAGCCCUCUGUCAGAUGGCAGUGACCUGGACGCUGUGAGUCACGGCAGUCUGGAUAGCUCUGCUGACCCUAACCUGGCCGAGCAGAGCCCCUUCACCUCUGACUCCACCAAAAUAGACCCAACUGAUGAUAGAUCUAGCACAGUUGGCCGUGGGGGCGACAGCGCGGGGUCCAGGCCCGUGGUGGCCCGCUCACACUGGGUGGGCUCUGAGCUCAGAGAAGCCACUCUCCACCCAGGAGAUCAGUCAGAUUUGGGUUACAACUCCCUGUCCAAGGACGAGGUUCGUAGAGGAGAGCCUGCUCCCCAGGACCCCACCCUGGACAAAGAUGACAAGAAGGAGAGCGACUGCAGCUCCUUGUCAGAGACUGAAAGUGCAAAGGGAAGCAAGGACUGCCUCCCUCAGCUGGACUUGGAGAUCAGUUCCUCCUUUAAACCUCGUGGAAUUGUUCGGAGCAGCUAUCCGUAUGGGGAUUCAGCGAGUAAACCCAAGAGCUCCUCCAGUUCAGGACACAUGGCAGGUCUCCUCUUCACCACCUCUCUGGAUGAAAUUGGAGAGGUCCAUGGCAACAAACUGCUUCGGAGACAUCGGAGCGCCCUGGAGGAUGUGGUGGGCCGCUCCAGCAGUGGUGGCACUUUGGACUGGCAGGUCGUUAGGGGCCGCAGGCUGAGCGGGGACACAGUGGGAAGCAGCAGCACCACUGUCCUUGGCCUUGGUAUGAGCCAGGCUGAGACAGACCCAGAUAAGAUUGCAGGACACCUGGGCGCAGAUGCCAAAAUUCUUUCCAGCUCUAAUUACAGCAAAAGCAGGAGGCCUUAUUUAAGAGGCUUUGGAGGGAUGGAGAGGCUGUCUGCUGAAGCAGUGAGCAGCUGUAAUCACAGGGAGGAGGAGGAGGAAAAAGCACUCGACUUCAGUGAUGAGGAAAAGAGUAACGCAGAAGUAAUUUUUGAUUUUGAAGAUUUGGAUUUAGAAAAGCCUGAAUCAGGGCACCAACAUCUUAAAACUCACAAAAAGCAUGUUGAACGCAGUGCCAGCUAUGGAGGCAUAGCCACCGUGUCGUCCAAAGGAGCAGUGAAACGAACAGGCAUUGAAACAGGCUAUGACCCCCUGUCCCUCCUGGCUGCAGAGUCUCAGACAGCUGAGCGAGAUAUGAACCAGUACUUAGAAGGAGACGAGGCCAGCACUCACAGGCACCUCGCCAGAGAGAUAGAACUCUACAUGAGCCACAUGGACACGCCGCUAAGCAGCCGCACAUCCAGCUCUGAGCUGCAGGAUCCAGUCAGCCCCCUGCUCCUCCACCCCUGCUCAGCCUUCCGCAGAUCCAGCCUGCCCCACACCACCUCCCUCAGGACCACCGGAGUACCGCGCUCCCGCACCUUCCACCAGACCUCUCCCUCCCGGCCCAUCGCCCGCCAGCGGCUGAUGUCGUCACCUUCCUGUCAGAGCUCCAGCACUAGCCCGAGCCUCAGCCCACGCCCCAGCCCCUUCAGGGAGCACCCCGAACGUGCAGGCCUGGCGUCACCCUCCUCAUCCUCCUUCGCUCUGGACACCCUGCUCACACCCACACUAGACGUUUUCAAGACCAGUAUGUUCUCUGCUGGGAAGGGCGUAGCAGAGAAAGCGAGCCGCUUGUACUCACGUUUGUCUACAUACACCACACCCACCAAGGACGCUUACAUCGAUCGUUUGAGUGUCUCCUCCCUCAGUGUUGGAGAUGCAGAUUGCUCAUCUGUGCAGGAUGAAGCAGAAUGUGAGGACAUGGAGGGCCUCGCUGUCUCCCCACAGAGAAACGGCCCCUCUGGUUCCCGCAGGAGCCCCAGGCGAAGCCCCGUCCACAGCAGAGUGAACAGUCCCACUGCAGGCCGCAGCCUGGGGAGACCAACGUCUCUUCCUCCUGGAUGUCCUCUCUCUCUGUCUGGAUUCCCUCUGCCGGACAAGUCAGACCUCGGAUCUUCACGUUACACCAGCAACACCAGCAUCUUCAACAACUACGCCAUGGAGCUGCUGAUCUCCAGUUGUUCUCGCUGUAAAACGUGUGACUGUUUGGUUUAUGACGAAGAAAUCAUGGCUGGCUGGACGGCCGACGACUCCAACCUCAACACGACCUGCCCCUUCUGUGGAAACCCCUUCCUGCCUUUUCUCAACGUGGAGAUCAGGGACAUGAGAGGACCUGGACGGCUCUUCCUGAAGGGCAGCCCAUCAGUGGAUGAUGCCAUGACAUCAUCAUACUCUGCUUCCACAGGUCUGGACACGGGGACGUCCACGCUGUCAACACCGUGUCCCACUACAGCUGUGUUCCCUCCAUCACCAACAGUAGCUGCAAAACCAUCACCUAGAAGGGCUCAACCCAACAGAGCUCAAGGUAUUAACAUCCCCACAGAUCGGUGCCAAGGGGCGCUGUCGUCCGGAGGGCCGAUGACCCGCAGCGUCAGCGCCUUCGGCCCCAUGGAGGAGGAGUUCCACCUCAGCCACCAAAUGCCGACGUCAGGCAGCCUGCCGAGCCAUCUGAACAAAGCCACGGACCCACUUAGCAUGGACUGGCAGCUCCACAACCCUGAGCCUGUGACCGUUCCCUAUCUGAGCCCAUUGGUGCUGUGGAAGGAGCUGGAGAGUCUGCUGGAGAACGAGGGCGACCCUGUGAUCGCCGAAGCAGACAUGGUGGACCAUCAUCCCAUCAUCUACUGGAACCUGGUGUGGUACUUCAGACGGCUGGACCUGCCCAGCAGCUUACCAGGCCUCAUCCUUACCUCUGAGCACUGCAACAGAGACUCCCAGGUACCUCGUCACUGGAUGUCAGAGGACAGUAAACACGUGCUGAUCCAGAUUCUGUGGGACAACCUGAAGCUGCAUCAGGACCCCAUCCAGCCUCUGUACAUCCUCUGGAACACAUACAGGUUUAAUUGUUCUCUGUAUUUAGAGAAUGUGGGGUACCCGCUGUCUCGGCCGGUCCCAGAGGAGGAGAAGCCGUUCACCGAUGAGCUGCUGCAAGGCGUGGUGAGGAGCAUCCAGAGGAACGACGUCAGCCGGCCCAUGGCACAGCUGUUGCAGCUCCAGGACAAGAUGCUUGGAGUCAAGCGGCAAAGGAGUUUGUACCGGGACAUCCUCUUCCUCUCCCUGGUGGCUCUGGGAAAAGAUAACAUUGAUAUUGAUGCCUUCGAUCGGGAGUACAAGCUGGCGUAUGACCGCCUGCUGCCCAACCUGGUGAAGCUGACCCACAACUGUGACCGUCCUCCAAGCGCGGGCGUGAUGGAGUGCCGCAGGACGUUUGGAGAGCCUUAUCUGUAAAUUGGUCAACUUUCAUCUCCCUCCUCAUGGCUUUGACUCAGGAACCCUGCAGGAAGACUGAAUGUGCACUACGGUAACACGCGGAGCCGACCCACUCCACUCUGUUCAAUGUAGCCUGAACAUUUUACAGCUUUCAGCUUGGCGACGAUUCAAAGUCACAGAGCUGAAGAACACCCCUCUUCAUCCAGCGACUCUU
Messenger RNA from Cyprinodon tularosa, 6491 nucleotides. RefSeq names its product C-myc promoter-binding protein-like. Gene Ontology annotation, biological process: regulation of Rab protein signal transduction. Bases 242 to 6295 code for a protein of 2017 amino acids. Lineage: Eukaryota; Metazoa; Chordata; Actinopteri; Cyprinodontiformes; Cyprinodontidae. Gene Ontology annotation, molecular function: protein binding. Gene Ontology annotation, cellular component: cytoplasmic vesicle; ESCRT I complex. The record is from RefSeq and is a predicted model, not a curated record. The transcript is spliced from 35 exons.